Messenger RNA from Cygnus olor (mute swan), 1169 nucleotides. Its product is annotated as HEPACAM family member 2-like. The coding region runs from base 108 to 893 and encodes 261 amino acids. The transcript is spliced from 6 exons. NCBI's taxonomy places the organism in Eukaryota, Metazoa, Chordata, Aves, Anseriformes, Anatidae. The record is from RefSeq and is a predicted model, not a curated record.
CCGCGUGUCGGGGCCUGAGUGACGGCGACAGGAGGCGGUGGCACCCGGUGCUGGUCCCGGUCCCAGCCCCAGCCCCGCCGCAGGCCGCGCCGCGCCCCAGGUCUGCCAUGCUCGCCCUUCCCCUCCUCGUCCUCCUGGCCUCCGCCAGGGGAGGCCCAGCGGCCGGCCUGGCCCUCACAGCCCGCACGCUCUUCCCGUGCUACUCUGCUGACCUCAAGCCGGCGUCCGAGGUCCUCGUCUCAGCCAGCGGCUGCACCGUGCUCUUCAGCGUCGAGCCGCCGGCAGCCGGCACAACGGCGUCCUGGGAGUACGAAUCCGGCCCGCGCAAGGCGGUCAUCGCCACGUACGUUCCCAACAAGUCGGCCGAGAUCUCCGGCAUCUACGAGGGCCGCGUGAGCUUCAACGAGACGGACUUCUCGCUGCAGAUGGUGCUGCGGUGGUGGGACGGGGGGCUCUACCGCUUCCGCUCCGAGUCGGAGGCCACGGGCUGGUUCGAGCUGCGCGUGGUCGAGCCGCUCUCCGAGCCAGAAAUCCUGGGCAACUCAUCGGUGGAGGUGGGAGGCAACACCAAGCUUUUCUGCAACGUGUUGGAGGGGCAGGUGGACUUGUACUGGUGGAAGAGGAACGGGGAGCUGCUGAUGGAGAGCAACGGCCUCCACUUCGUCCACAACAACACGCUGGAGAUCCACCGAGCCUUGAUGAACGACACCGGCUACUACACGUGCAUAGUCAGCAACGCGGUCAGCCAGAACGAGACCUCCUUCCUGCUGCGCGUCCACAGCAACGACAAGGCGUUUUUACCCAUCAUCCUGGUGUUCGUUAGCAUCGGCUUGCUGGCAGGGAUCUUUGUCUGGUGCAGGUUGAGGAGCAGCCGAGACGAUCGCUCUAGGUAAUUUCUGAGAAUUUAGCACUGGAAAAGCCAGAGGUUUCAUUGUCCUCAGCAUUAUCCCUAUGGAGAUACUCUCUUGAGAGAGCGGAAGUGCAUCCAGGAGAGGGUAAAAUCAUGUCCCAUGGUGGGAGUGAUUGCUAUGCUUGCAAGUGUUCAGGGAAGCCAAAUGUUACAGAAAAAAAUAUAUUUUCAAACUGUUUUGAGUGUUGCCCAUAAAUCGUUUGGGGAAAGUGUAUUUUUUCAUGUCUCUUGCUGCAAAUAAAACGUGUUAUCCCUGUUA